This is a messenger RNA of Dreissena polymorpha, 1486 nucleotides long. RefSeq lists its product as uncharacterized. NCBI's taxonomy places the organism in Eukaryota, Metazoa, Mollusca, Bivalvia, Myida, Dreissenidae. The coding region runs from base 233 to 754 and encodes 173 amino acids. The transcript is spliced from 3 exons. The record is from RefSeq and is a predicted model, not a curated record.
AUUAUCCAGUGGUAAUCAAUCAUAUGAUUCAUUUAGUUAUAUUUGAAUAAAUAUUUCAAACAUAUAAGUAAAUAUUGUGUUCUUAACAAUUAAACAUUAUUUAUAUCUAUGACUAUAUAGCAUAUGGUAAUAAUUGUUUGAUUUUUCUUUUAAAGUAGGCUUAACAAAAUGUGUAACGUUACCUUAAUAACAAAGAAAAAAAUAUAGAAACGUUUUAGUAUGUAUUUUUAGAAUGUUAACAUAUGGUCUGCAAUAUUUUAGAGGUCAGAACAAGAACCGCUACCUCAUUGGCUAUUUCACAUGGCGUGUGAUGACCGGCAGACAUGACGUGAUAGAAUACCACAUGCAAAUACCAGGACAUGCCAGGUGUCUGGUUGACAGUGGAUUUGGGCAUUUAAAGAAACUUUACAGGAGGUCGAACAUUGAGACAAUGGACUCAUUGAUCCAGAUGGUGAAUAUGUCCUCAGCAUCCAAUGAAGCAGUGAGGUAUCCGGCAUGGAACUGGCGGGAUUGGAAAGGGUUUUUGUCCCGACUGUUUUGUCCUGUACCAGCGAUAAGAAAAUAUCAGUACUUCCGCAUGACGACGGCAGAGCCAGGUGUGGUCACAAUGCGCACGAGAGUCGGAUGUCCAGAGGUCAAGGUUACAGUGACUAUGGAUGGCGUCCAUAUUCCAUACCAACAACCGCAGAUUGUAGAGGCCAAAGGACUCAGCCGAAACAGACAGGAGUACUUGUACAAAGUUGUCAGGCCAUAACUCAGCGAUGCUAACAAGGAUGCUACUUGCCCUUGCCCAGAAACAUCACUAUAGUUAUGUCGUCGCAUCUAUCGCAUCUACGGCGAAAGAUUACACACAUUAUAAUGUCAAUAUUUACAGGCGAAUGACAAAUAACUUGAAACUUAUUCUUCAGUACUUUUUGAAUAUCCUUCAAUGUCUGUUUGAAUACAUUGGUUUAUUUAUAAAUCAUUUAAAUAACACUUUUUCAUAUCAAAUGAAAUAUUUGUAUUCACUUCUGCUCGUUUCUAUAGAAUUCAUGGCAAACAAAGGAUUCUGCAUACAAUAUAAGCUGUACGAUAAAUAAAUUGUGAACAUGCUAAGAAUAAUUAUAAAAAUUAUUAAAGAUUAAUCGACUCUUAAUUUUUAAAAACAGCACUUUUGGGAAAUAAAAAUCUAACAUUUCAACAAAAUGAAAUUAUUUAUUAUUUUUAUUAUUGGAUAUUGUUGGUUUAUGUAUUAAUGGUGUAAUUGAUAAUGUUUGUUUUGAUGCGUGCAUUCCUAUGAAAAACUAAAUGAUAUGUUGUGAAAAUAUGUGAGAUUGGUUUAGAAAAAAAUGAUUUAAACUGUAUGGUUUGCUGGUCGAUGUAAAUAUAAGUGGACUUUGUUGCUAAGCAACGUAUGUUAGUUUACAGUUUAAUGUUAAUCACAACUAUUUUUAGAACACAUAGAUACCUGAUAAUAUAUUUUUAACAAAAUAAAUGCGUUCUUAAA